AUGACACGCAUUGUGGGUGGCACAGGGGCCAAGCCAGGAGCCUGGCCGUGGAUGGUCAGCAUCCAACACCCCUGGAUACCAGGCCCAGGGCAUUGGUGUGGAGGGUCCCUCAUCACUGCAGAGUGGGUCCUCACAGCAGCCCACUGCUUUGACAAGAUCAAGAAAAUCGGCAUCUUGAAUGUCGUGAUUGGGGCCACCCAAUUGACUCAGCCAGGCCCUGGAGCACAAGUGCGCAAGAUUAAGAAGCUAUUUCGUCACGAAAACUAUAAGAAAAGGGAUAUAAGUAAUGACAUUGCCUUGCUGGAACUGAAUGAGCCUGUACAGUGCAGCUCCUACAUCCAGGUGGCCUGUGUGGCUGACCCCACCCUGAGAGUCUCAGAGCUGCAAAACUGCUGGAUUGCUGGCUGGGGUUCAACCGCAGAAGGAGACUCAAGUGAUGUCCUACAGGAGGCCAAGGUCCAGCUCAUUGAUGUCCAGCUCUGCAACAGCAGUGGAUGGUAUGCAGGGAAAGUCCACAUCCACAACGUGUGUGCUGGUUACCCUCACGGCCGCAUCGACACCUGCCAGGGUGACAGUGGUGGUCCUCUCAUGUGCCAGGACAACCAUGCUGAUUACUGGUGGGUUGUUGGAGUGACCAGCUGGGGAAGAGGCUGUGCUAGAGCAAAGCGGCCUGGAAUCUACACCUCCACUCAGUACUUCUAUGACUGGAUUCUGGCCCACAUGGGGCUGAGCCCAUUUGGAAGUGCUUCCUGAACAGCAGGGUGGGCAGGAUCCAGGGCACAUUGCAGUGCAUAGCAAUUGUUUUCUGCGGGGGAAUGCCUGCAGAUCCAAAGGCAAUGCUCAGGGUCAAAACUCUGUCCUGACCACACUCCUCUCCUCUGUGCAUGCAGACACUGGAGAUUACUUAGUUGUUGAAGUAAAGUUGCCUAUGGUCACAGGGAACCAUGUUUUCAGUGCAAUUCCAACUCCUGGGCAAAGUCAGUGCAAUUCCAGCUCCUGGGCAAAAUAAGGACUGCCACAACUAGCAACUGC
Messenger RNA from Pyrgilauda ruficollis (rufous-necked snowfinch), 1032 nucleotides. Its product is annotated as acrosin-like. NCBI's taxonomy places the organism in Eukaryota, Metazoa, Chordata, Aves, Passeriformes, Passeridae. The record is from RefSeq and is a predicted model, not a curated record. Gene Ontology annotation, biological process: acrosome reaction; proteolysis. Bases 1 to 753 code for a protein of 250 amino acids. The transcript has 4 exons. Gene Ontology annotation, molecular function: serine-type endopeptidase activity.